Molecule: messenger RNA, 453 nt
Organism: Penicillium manginii
Lineage: Eukaryota; Fungi; Ascomycota; Eurotiomycetes; Eurotiales; Aspergillaceae
Exons: 2
Coding region: 1-453 (150 amino acids)
Source: RefSeq, a predicted model, not a curated record
AUGAGUGAACCACGAGAUUUCAAAAACACGUCCGUCAAGGAAAAUACAUCGAAGAGGUCAAGAACCAGCGCCGGUAGUGAUCAUCGCCGAUCCAUCGAUCCAGCCAAGGGAAACCGCGAGUUUAUGGACGCCGUGCAAACAUGGAUGAGACAACAUGACGAAAAAGUCGAGAAAUCCAAGAGCAUGCUGAAAGAUACCAACACACGUGUGGAGAAGCUGGGAAAACGCGUCAAAGAGGGAUUCGACAAUUGUGACACAAGAGCGACAACCCAGCAGAGGUCCAACAGAAUAACAUCAACCAUAAUUGGGCGCCAAGUAUCGAGUCACGAAAUGAGACUGGAUGGGUUGGAAACCCAAGUUGGAGAAAAUCAUGACUGGACGAAAAAUAGCAUCAAUGAGAUCCAGGAAUACUAUAAUGCUGGGGCUGCUGCGAACAAUGGCAAUGACCUAUAG